AUGACAGCAAACAUUUUGACGGCUCUGGCUUUGCCCCCGCCGGAUUCUGGAGACUCUACUCCCCCCUGCUCCCCCUCUCUGCUCCCCCACCCACAGACAGCACCUCCUCUUUGCUCGCUGCCUCCAGAUCUGGAAGUGACGGCUGCAGAGGACGCAGAGGAAGCAGAGGGAGCAGAGCCCGGAGGCAGAUCUGGGGCAGAGUGUCCGUGGUGUGGCAGCAGCAGGUGGAUGAGGAUGCACUGUGACCUGGAGGAGCCCGACAUGGAGUCCACAGAGAGCUGGAUCGAGCGCUGCCUCAACGAGAGCGAGAGCAAACGCUACAGCGUCAUGUCUCUGGGAAACAUGUCCAACGACGAGCAUGAGGAGAAGGAGAAUAACAGAGCGUCCAAACCUCACUCGACGCCUGCGACUCUGGAAUGGCUGGAGGAUAACUAUGAGAUCGCGGAGGGCGUGUGUAUCCCCCGCAGUGCUCUGUACAUGCACUAUCUGGACUUCAGCGAGAAACACGACAUGCAGCCGGUCAACGCCGCCAGCUUCGGAAAGAGUUGA
This is a messenger RNA of Knipowitschia caucasica, 549 nucleotides long. Lineage: Eukaryota; Metazoa; Chordata; Actinopteri; Gobiiformes; Gobiidae. The record is from the annotation of a GenBank genome assembly.